Molecule: messenger RNA, 1628 nt
Organism: Poecilia reticulata (guppy)
Lineage: Eukaryota; Metazoa; Chordata; Actinopteri; Cyprinodontiformes; Poeciliidae
Product: cilia- and flagella-associated protein 100-like
Source: RefSeq, a predicted model, not a curated record
GUUGAAUUGCAGUUACCAUGGCAACACAUGGUUAACCACUGAAUAACUCCAACUGUUAAUUAUUUGGUCCAGUGGUUUACAGGCGAUAUAAGGUCAAAUAUAUAAGGAGGUGACAGACAGAUUAAAUUGAUUUUGCAGUUUGUGACAAUUUUGAAUCCGGCAAAAGCUGCUCAAAGAUGGACUGCGGCCCAAACGCACCCUACCUGAAAGAUCCCACAAUGGAGCUGUAUCUGGGAAAGGAGAGGAGAUACUCAACACUAAACAUACCGUCGGUAGAGUUUUGGACUAUGCUGCCAAAUUCUCUGACAGGCCGAAAUGAGUUCACAGAUUACAAAGAAAGGAAAGCAGAGCUAAGGAAUGAACUGGCAAACCUUAAGAAAAAGACAAAUGACCUUGAGAAGCUCAUCAGGCCACUGGAAACAGAAGUGAAAUGCAAUCAACAUUUCUGUGAGCGAGAACUGAACCACAUGAGGAAUUUCAUCACACGAAUUGAAAGAAAACCCAUUGAUGCAAAAAACCUAUUUGAAAAUGCCAUCAAGUCCAAACAGGAGAACAGCGGUACACUGGUGAAGUGUUUGGAGGAGGUGAUGGCCGCGAAAUGUGAAUUUGACAGGGUUGAGCAUAUCCUCAAUAGACAUAAGUGUUACGCAAACGUAUUGUUCAAUCUUGCACCUCAAGAGUGGCAGGAAGCCAAGGAAGCUGAAAUAUUGAAAGCUAAAGAAGCUCGGAAGGAGCACAGCACCGAGCCUGAAGAAACUGCAGAGAGCAAAAGUGUGGAAGGAGAUCCCACAUCCAGUUCAGAUAAAACCCUGCCUCCAGAGUCCACGUCGCCCACGGCACAGACAGACACACAAUCAACAGAAUCAGCUGUGCCUGAUGACAGUGACGAUGACGAGAGGAUAGUCGAGAUCUACUUCUCUGAUCCUUUUGAGGUUGUGAUUUUACCAUCGGAGUUAACCGACCAGAUCCUUUCUCUGAUAGAGAACGCCACUGAAAUGGAUAAAAUACUGGAGCAGACCUUGGAGUCCACCGAACUUAAAAUGGCAGAGGAUGAGAAGAAACUAACACAGCAAGAAAGCAACUUGGAGGGCAGAAUUGAAAUGGAAAAGAAGAGAGCCGUGGUGCUCAGAAAGCAGGUUCAGCUCCAUAACUCACUAGAAACAAAAGACGAGGAUAUACUGUUAGAAACUCUGGGUAAGAAGGUAACAGAAGUUUACUUUUGCUGCUUCGAGCACCGGAUUGCCAAUCAAGCAACUUUGGAAAAGCUCUGCUGUGUUGAGCACCGUAUGAACCUGUUGCUGCAGCAAAUUGAGAAAAUCCCUAGAGAUAUGUUUGAGACACUGUGGGAAAUCAAGGAUGGAGAGAGGAGAACCAGGGCGCAUGAGGAAAAGCUCCGGGAGGAGAGGGAGAGGGAGAGAGAAAAGAUGAGCAAGUGCAUGAAACGAGCUUCGGGCGACAUCAAGAAAGCUCCUGGAAGAAAGAUCAUGCAAAGAUGGAUUCCUCUCAAAAAGAAGGCGCAAGUUACCAAUGUUCCGACUAUUCUCGAGGAAAUAGACCCGUACGCUGAGCUCUAUAUUGACUGUGAUUAAAGAUUAAACUCCUACUGAACCGUCUCAGAACAAAAUAGA